Molecule: messenger RNA, 1891 nt
Organism: Hippocampus comes (tiger tail seahorse)
Lineage: Eukaryota; Metazoa; Chordata; Actinopteri; Syngnathiformes; Syngnathidae
Gene: ebf3a
Product: EBF transcription factor 3a
Exons: 15
Coding region: 161-1486 (441 amino acids)
Biological process (GO): regulation of DNA-templated transcription
Molecular function (GO): DNA binding; DNA-binding transcription factor activity
Source: RefSeq, a predicted model, not a curated record
GCCCGUGGAAAUCGAGCGCACUGCCUACGUGGACUUUGUGGAGAAAGAGAAGGAACCCACCGCAGAAAAAACCAACAACGGAAUUCAUUAUAAACUGCAGCUGCUCUACAGCAACGGUGUGCGGACGGAGCAGGACCUCUACAUUCGACUCAUUGAUUCCAUGACCAAACAGGCGAUCGUCUAUGAAGGUCAGGACAAGAAUCCGGAGAUGUGCCGUGUUCUGCUGACCCACGAGAUCAUGUGCAGUCGCUGCUGCGAUAAGAAGAGCUGCGGAAACAGAAACGAGACGCCCUCGGACCCGGUCGUCAUCGACAGGUUCUUCCUCAAGUUCUUCCUCAAGUGCAACCAGAAUUGUCUGAAAAAUGCCGGAAACCCGAGAGACAUGCGGAGGUUUCAGGUGGUGGUGUCCACGACGCUCACCGUGGACGGGCAUGUCCUCGCCGUCUCAGACAACAUGUUUGUGCACAACAACUCCAAACACGGCCGCCGAGCUCGGAGACUGGACCCGUCUGAAGCAGCGUGCCCGUGCAUCAAGGCCGUCAGUCCCAGCGAGGGGUGGACGACGGGCGGCGCCACCGUCAUCCUCAUCGGAGAAAACUUCUUCGACGGCCUUCAGGUGGUCUUCGGGAGCAUGCUGGUGUGGAGCGAGCUCAUCACGCCGCACGCCAUCCGUGUGCAAACUCCCCCCCGACACAUCCCCGGAGUGGUGGAGGUCACCUUGUCGUACAAGUCCAAGCACUUCUGCAAAGGGGCUCCCGGACGCUUCAUCUACACGGCCUUGAACGAGCCCACCAUCGACUACGGCUUCCAGAGGUUACAGAAGGUCAUUCCUCGUCACCCCGGAGACCCGGAGAGGCUGCCCAAGGAAGUGUUACUAAAGCGAGCCGCUGACAUGGUGGAAGCUUUGUAUGGGAUGCCUCAUAGCAACCAGGAGAUGAUCCUGAAGCGAGCGACGGACAUCGCCGAGGCCCUCUACAGCGUGCCGCGGAACCACGGGCAGAUCCCGUCGCUGUCAAACGCGACUUCCCACGGCAUGAUGGGAGUCAACUCCUUCGGUGGCCAGCUGGCGGUCAAUGUCAACGACAGCACUCAAGGCGGAUACGCUCGCAACGGCAACAGCCAGCAGUCGCCCAGAGGAUACGCCCCCACUUCCACCCCCCAGCAGACUAACUAUGGCAACACCGUCAGCAACAGCCUCAACGCCUACGCGAACUCGAGCAUGCCCAACCUCGGGGCGGCCUCUUCGCCCAACUUCCUCAACGGGUCCUCCGCCAACUCCCCCUACGGCAUUGUGGCGACCAGUCCCACCAUGGCGGUGUCGAACUGUAGCUCCGCCCACGGCGUGUUCGCCUUCUCUGCCAGCAUAAAAGCCAAGAGCGCCUUCGCUCCUGUGGUUAGGCCCGCCUCCUCGCCAACGCCGACCAACAACUGCGGAGUCAACGCCGGACUGCAAGCCAUGUCGGGCCUGGUGGCGCCGCCCAUGUAGAAGACGAACGGCGAGCGAGGAAGCGUCCGGGUGAGGAGGCGAGCCGGCGGCAAUGCACAAUGGCCGACCCCGACGGAGCAGCUGUGCGUUUGUCCGCGCGGAGCCUCUGUGCAGAACGCGUGAUGUCAUGAUGGCACAGGAAUGCACGGCAACGUUUUCAACAACCUUUUCUGAUGAAGUCCCCACCUCUUGCACCUGCUGUGUCAUGUGUCACUGUAAUGUUUCCUUAAUGUGCUUCAUCAACAAGUCAUUUUCAUCAGCCGUAGAGUGUGUGCGCGUGCAUGCGCGCGUAGUCUUCUAUCCGGAACAAAAAGAAACAUGUCAAAGUUUUGUGGUUUUAAUUGUGGAGUUGUGACUUGAUGUUAUUUAUUCCUCAUGCAGAAUAAAACAAAAUUUUAAUUUACA